AUGAGUAACAAUAGCAGUGGUGGUAAUAAAUUCUCCUUCUACCCUGAUGGGUACCAUCAUGAAAGUGGAGUAGGAGAUUGGAAUAGCUCCACUGUUAGACCACCGAGACCUCAUCAAGAGGAUGUUGAUCGUAAAGAUGGUCUGACAGCUUCGAAAGUUUAUCAGAACCUCAAAGAGAAAUAUGGUUUGGGUGGUCCUGAGCCUGCCACAGGGAGCAGUGUCAGACUUGCGAUCAGUACCAACACCGAAGACGAAGAGUUACCUCGACCUGGUAUGGUUAAGAGAAGAGUAUCGGACAUUGAAUCUAACAGUGGUUCAGAGAUCGCUCCUCAUUAUACUUCUUCUACCAUGGCAAGUAAUGCAAGACGAUCUUCUGUAGGUAGUACAAGUCCCUCGACUCCUUCCAGUCCUAGGUUUUCUUUCUCCGCUGGUACAGGAUCGUCACCACCCAGUCCUAGAAGACGAGGAGAUGACUUGGUCUCUCCUGGUGCUACUUCUGGCCGAAAAGGAUUGGGUAUCAUGGGACUUGAUACUGCUUUAGAAGAAUCUUUUGAUGAAGCGUAA
Molecule: messenger RNA, 564 nt
Organism: Kwoniella mangroviensis CBS 8507
Lineage: Eukaryota; Fungi; Basidiomycota; Tremellomycetes; Tremellales; Cryptococcaceae
Exons: 2
Coding region: 1-564 (187 amino acids)
Source: RefSeq, a predicted model, not a curated record